Messenger RNA from Polypterus senegalus (gray bichir), 4718 nucleotides. It is a transcript of the gene klhl13, whose product is annotated as kelch-like family member 13. NCBI's taxonomy places the organism in Eukaryota, Metazoa, Chordata, Cladistia, Polypteriformes, Polypteridae. Gene Ontology annotation, cellular component: Cul3-RING ubiquitin ligase complex. The record is from RefSeq and is a predicted model, not a curated record. Gene Ontology annotation, biological process: protein ubiquitination; regulation of cytokinesis. The transcript is spliced from 7 exons. Bases 282 to 2249 code for a protein of 655 amino acids. Gene Ontology annotation, molecular function: cullin family protein binding; ubiquitin-protein transferase activity.
CGCUCCUUUAACAAGGUGGCACUAUUGUUGAGUUAGUAGGAUAAAAUCAUCAUUCUGCUUUAGGGUACAGAAGGCUUUUCUUAAUAUAUAAAGUAGACGCCUCACAGCUCUAUUUUACCAAACAGGCAAAGUGGAAACAUUGGCUAAAGAGCAUUGGCAGAAUCAUUAGCUUGUCCUUAGCAGCAACCGUCAUCAGUUCAGUUCAGUGUGGGAUGGAAGUCGUAGCUGGAAGUCUGUUAUGGAAAUGCUCUUUGCUGUUAUUGUAGUACUGUGGUGACAACAUGCCAUUGAAAUGGAAAACCGGCUCUCCAGCUAACUGGAAAUUCCCAGUUCCUGUGCUUAAAACAUCUAGGUCAUCUCCACUGUCACCAGCAUACAUAUCUUUAGUGGAAGAGGACGAUCCUCAUAUGAAAGUUUCCCUUGGGAGUGGCGAUAUGGGUGUUUCUUCCCAUCUUCAGGCUUCAAAGACUGGCAAUACACGUUUUUUCACCAGUAACACCCAUAGUUCUGUUGUUUUGCAGGGUUUUGAUCAACUGCGGAUAGAAGGCUUACUCUGUGAUGUAACGUUAUUACCUGGAGAUGGAGAUGAAGCCUUCCCAGUACACAGAGCAAUGAUGGCAUCUGCUAGUGACUACUUUAAAGCAAUGUUUACAGGUGGAAUGAAGGAGCAAGAUCUUAUGUGCAUCAAACUUCAUGGAGUAAACAGAAUUGGCCUCAAAAAAAUUAUUGACUUUAUUUAUACAGCAAAGCUUUCUCUUAAUAUGGAAAACCUCCAGGACACUCUUGAAGCUGCCAGUUUUCUACAAAUUCUUCCUGUUCUUGAUUUCUGUAAAGUGUUUCUCAUAUCAGGGGUUUCCCUUGACAACUGUGUUGAAGUGGGGCGUAUUGCAAACACCUACAACUUAUCAGAGGUUGACAAAUAUGUGAAUAAUUUUAUCUUGAAAAACUUUCCCUCUUUGCUAAGCACUGGUGAGUUUGUGAAACUUCCAUUCGACAGAUUAUCAUUUGUCCUUUCUAGUAAUAGCCUCAAGCACUGCAGUGAGCUUGAACUUUUCAAGGCUGCCUGUCGAUGGCUACGAUAUGAAGAGCAACGCAUGGAGUUCUCCUCAAAACUUAUGAAGAAUAUUCGUUUUCCUCUUAUGAGCCCUCAGGAACUUAUAAACCAUGUGCAGACUGUGGAUUUUAUGAGAACAGAUAAUACAUGUGUAAACCUUUUACUGGAGGCCAGCAAUUACCAAAUGAUGCCAUAUAUGCAGCCUGUCAUGCAAUCGGAACGAACAGCUAUUCGGUCUGACAAUACACAUUUAGUAACACUUGGUGGCGUUCUACGGCAACAACUGGUUGUAAGCAAAGAACUUCGGUUAUAUGAUGAAAAGGCACAUGAAUGGAAAUCUUUAGCACCCAUGGAUGCUCCAAGGUAUCAACAUGGUAUUGCAGUAAUUGGAAACUUUUUGUAUGUGGUUGGUGGACAGAGCAAUUAUGACACAAAAGGGAAAACAGCUGUUGAUACUGUAUUCAGAUAUGACCCUCGUUAUAAUAAAUGGAUGCAGGUUGCAUCGCUAAAUGAGAAGCGGACUUUCUUUCAUCUUAGUGCAUUGAAAGGACAUCUUUACGCAGUUGGUGGUAGGAAUGCUGCUGGUGAAUUAGCCACUGUGGAAUGUUACAACCCUCGAACAAAUGAGUGGACAUAUGUCGCAAAAAUGAGCGAGCCACAUUAUGGACAUGCUGGGACUGUAUAUGGUGGAUUUAUGUACAUUUCAGGAGGAAUCACUCAUGACACUUUCCAAAAAGAACUAAUGUGCUUCGAUCCAGAUACGGAUAAAUGGACUCAGAAGGCUCCCAUGACCACAGUUAGAGGCCUUCAUUGUAUGUGUACUGUUGCCGACAGGCUCUAUGUUAUUGGUGGAAACCACUUUAGGGGAACCAGUGACUAUGACGACGUUUUGAGCUGCGAAUAUUACUCUCCUAAUUUAGAUCAGUGGACUCCAAUUGCAGCCAUGCUACGUGGGCAAAGUGACGUUGGGGUAGCAGUCUUUGAAAACAAAAUAUACGUUGUAGGUGGCUACUCAUGGAACAAUCGCUGCAUGGUGGAAAUAGUUCAAAAAUAUGAUCCAGAAAAGGAUGAGUGGCAGAAAGUGUUUGACCUUCCUGAGUCACUUGGGGGUAUUCGAGCUUGUACUCUCACUGUAUUUCCACCAGAUGACAAUGCCGGAUCACCUUCAAGAGAAUCUCCCCUCUCUGCACCUUAAGAAGGAUUCUGACUUUAAUCUUGAAUUAUCUAACAUUUUGCACUGCAUCAUGGAAUAAGUGCCACAUAAAGUGGUUCUUCUCAAUGAUUUUCUCUUGCUGGCAGUGGCCUUUCAGUGUGUUUUAUUAUUCAAGAACACUGUUACUUACCUUACACUGUUAGGCUGGCCUUUACCAAGCAGAAAACAACGGAUACACUUGUUAACCUUUUUGAUAAAACUCUAAAAUUUAAACAACAGUGUACUUGUUUUCAGCUUGAGUACCUUUUAAUAACUGCAUUUUGAGUUUUUGGCACAACAACCUCCAAUAGUGCCAUACAAUGGAAAGAAAAGCAAUUAAUGUUUUGUAUAAUAUACUUUUCAACUUGAGUAAUCACUGUUCCUUGUGCUUUUUAUCAGCUAAGAGGAAGAGGGAUAUGGCAACGUUAUGAUUCUAGUGGGUUAUGUUACUUUUGUAUCUUUAUGCCAUUAAAAAGCUAGGGCAAUUGCCCUCUGUUAAGUUAUUACUUUCUAAUAUCUCAGGGGUCAUCCUGGCUUGGAACCCACUCAUAAUCCUUGCCCUACUCCCUCCUCUCCAUUGGAACAUUUCACUAUUUGGUUUUACUGUACUCCUUAAGAACAAUGCUGUUUUAUACAUUUAAUAAAACCACACAGAAAUAACAAAAACAUUGUUCAGUGAUAACAAGUGCUGAAGAAUGACUGAUGUUGUCAAUUCAGUAUGAAAACUGGGUAGCACAAAUUUCAGGGCAUUAUAUUAAACACUAUUAAAUCCUUAUUAUUCCUGCUAUUUUAUUGCCACAAAAUGUUUGAACAGAAUGGAUUUCUGUGAAAUUGCCCUGCAGAAUUUACCAAAAGAACUAUAGCAAUAAAAAACAUGCUCAUUGCCAAAAUUGAAAACUCGGCAUUGAGGUUGCUACACAUUUUUUUUCUACAGAUAUUGAAUUUGUGGAUCUAUGACUUAAAAUUAUGCAGAUUUUUUUUGUUUGUUUGUUUGUUUUUAAGAUAAAUAAAUAUUUGCUUCUUGUGCUGCUAUUCUUUUCCUACCUUUUGUAAAUUCUAAAAUAAGACUUGUAAGUUAAAAGUCCCUUCUCAAGCUCCCUUUAGAUAGAAUAUGAAAUUCAAUUGAUAUUUUUAUCUUAAUAUGUCAAAUGUCACUUCUCUUCAAAAGAACUAACUCAUCGUGUUAUAGAGCAGGAUUAUUGGUUACUGUAAUAGUCUAAAAGAAAAAUGAUUAGUAACUGCUCAUGAACUAAGCACAUUUCUUUUGAUCCAUUUUCCCAGUGGAAACAGGGUUAUGCAAGCUGCCUAUUUUAUUGAGAUUAAUCGGAUGAUUGCUAGUUGCAGAAGCAGCAUUAUAUGUGGUUGCACAGUUACUGAGCAGGCAUCAGUAAUUUUGUGCAUUGCAGCAAACCAAAAACACCAGUUACUUUACUAUGGGGUGAACACAAUUCGCUCAAGCUUCAGAAUUUUAAUUAGCCUUAGGGAGCCUUUUUGUAAUCUUAAUAUUUAUCACCCACUAAAAUGAUCUUUUGGCAAUGGAUUGUUCCUUUGUGAAUACUUUAGAUAAUGACUAGUCAUAUUUUGGACAUCAGACUAUUUCUAGUAAGUAGUCUGUAUAUUCAUUAAAGCUGUUGUUUAGCACAAUUACAGCACAUGUUACAGUAGCUCGACAAGCCUGAAUAAUGCUGCUCUCUGUGCUCUCAAUAAAGUGUUUGAAAUUAAUUGUACAGGUACCUACUAAUUAUUUGACUACCUUUAUUGUUAUUUGGUUUCUUAAAACGCUUUCUGUCAUUUGGAUCUGACAACAAUGAUCUGCCUGUGGUAGACAUGACUUUUGUUUAGCAGACCAUGAGUUUUGAUCACACAAAGUACUCUCAAAGCAAAGUAUGCCUUGUGUUGUGUGUGUCAUAAACAGCUUUCUCCUAUUCGUAUCAUAACUUUUUUAUUCUAAUGUGUGAUAUACCUAUUCUUUCUUUCUAAACUAAUCUUCUUCAUUUUGUUCUUUCAGGUGUGUUGCCCCUAGCAGUAUGUAAUUGAACAUACAUAUAAUUCUGAAGUGGCUGGCAUCUGUGAGAAGGUGACAGUAGGGUGGUACUUCUCCAGAUUAUGUGGUCUCUUCUAGAAGUUCAAAGUCAUGCUGUUAGUUUGCUAAGAGUAGGAUCUUCUAUGCUCUCAGUUUAGUAAAAAUAGACUCAAGGUUCAUGCCACCCUUGCAGGAUAGAAAGUGAGUAGUGAGAGUUAUCUUUGCUGAAAGAGGUUAUGCAAAAUAGUCAUAGUACGGAGCUAAUAUCACUUGUAUGAAAAUAACAGAAUGCUGGCUCUCUGACUAAAUUAUUGUUAUCUCUCUUACAUCCAUUUUAUUCACUAAAAUUACUUUGGAAAAAAUAUUCAUUUAUUUAUUUAGUUCUGAUCUGAUCUUGCUUAACCCUUGUGUGGCUAUCGGGUAUGAAUGUUUCCUAAAAAAAAAAAAAA